UCAGUUUAUCUUCUUCUGCAUUGGCGACUGGUGACAUUCUCUCGCGGAUCGAGGACCUUUUCCCCCAAAAAGCAGCCCCUUUCCCUGCCAAGGGGUCACGCUAACGACCCUGAACCCUUCGGCCGGAGCUCCAGGUGACAGUGAACUUGGCGGCAGGUUGCUCACCAGCAUGUCCAGCAUGGCGCGCUUUCGCAAGGUGAACCGUCCGAGCGAGGAGCUCGAUCCCACGGCGAGUGCAUCGCUGCUGAAGUCAUCCCCCAAUAUACUUGAGAACUUUGCCUACGAGGAGUUCCUGCCGCCGAACCACAUGCCCCUCCAGAGGAUGGCCACCACGCCCAGUUCCGCCUCGGCCCAGUCGAAGCCGGCGCCCAAGUUCUGUGACACCCUGGAGCGACAUGCCUUCAUGAAGUACGUGAUCAACCCUCAGCCCAAGAGCGUGCGCCGCUACUCCAGUCCGGGCGAAAAGGAGGCCCAGGUGCGACGCAGCCUGGAGGAGAUCACCAAGGAUGUGAAGGAGAUCGAACAGUUCCUGAACGCCACCGAGGAGCUGCUGCAAAAGGAGAAGCAGCAGGAGGAGCAGCAGGAGCGGGCCUUGAGCGCCAACAAGGAGAAUAAGUCGCCCAGUCCAGUUCGUCCAAUCACCUACAAGAUCAAUGCCUACAAGGCUCCUCCCCGCCGGCAUCGUCCUGGCAGUCCCAGGUUCUACCAGUCGAGGCUCUACUUCCGAAACGGUAGAAUCGGCUGUGUGGAGUCCUCGGAGAACCAGAACAAUGUGGGUGCCACCCAUGCCCUGGUCAAGCACAUCCUCCGGCAUGAGAAGCCACUAGUCAGCCCGGAUAGUGUGAGGAGGGUGCUCCAGCCGGAGACCAUCGAGAUGACUCCUCUCCCAGGAGCCGUACCGGAGAUUGUGCCGGAUCCCAUAGCCGUUCAGCGGGCCGAGGAGCUGGCAGCCGCCACAGGCCAGGUGGUCUUGGAGGACGAGGAAGAGGAGGAGGCAGUGGAGGAGACAGUGCAGCCGGUUAUCGACGAGGACGAGCAGGAUGUCCAAAUAUGCUACAACGAGUCCCCUGAGCUCCAGAACGAAGAUCGAAAUGUGCGCGCCCAGAGGACUCCGUCGAUAAAUGAGAGCGAAAUCGUGGCGGUGGAAGCUGAUCGGGAAAUUCUCGAGGGCAUGGAGGGAGAGCACCGCAAGCCCAGCAGUGCCGGUAGCUUGGACUCCCAGGGUCAGCAGUUCCUGCGCGACCAGGUGCGCCACCUGGUCCGCCGCUUCACAGCCCGGGCUAACAAGGUCAAGUCCCGGAUUGAGCUGCCACCCACUCCCUCGUCCAGCAGCACAGCCAGCUCGCCAACUCCGCCACCCACCAAGAGCCUGCAUCCUUCGCCGGAGCACAAGGUGCGUCUGGUGCCGGCGGGUCAGUCCCCGCAUCGCGGCCGACUCUUUGUGGCGGACACUCCGCGAUCCAAUGUCUGGCUCAGCUUGUGCGGCGCCAACAACGACGAGAGGACCCUGGAUCCGCAGGGAAAGAUCUACAUCUCGUGGCUGUGUGUGGUGUCCCUAUCGUUCCUCUACAAUGCCUGGGUUAUUCCGCUACGCGCCUCCUUCCCCUUCCAGACCGAGGCGAACACCAACAUCUGGCUGGCCUGCGAUUUCUGUGCCGAUAUCAUUUAUCUCUUGGACGUGGUGUUCUUCAAGCACCGGGUCAUGUAUCUCUUCGAGGGAUUCUGGGUGAAGAACAAGAAUCUGACCAGGAAGAACUACAUGAGAAAGCUUCAGUUCAAGCUGGAUUUGUUGGCGCUCCUCCCGCUGGAACUGUUCUAUCUGAAACUGGGAACCAACGCGGUGUGGCUCCGUUUUCCACGUUUCUUCAAGAUCCAAAGCUUCUGGGAAGUGUUCCGUCUCCUGGAUCGUGUUAUAUCUUCGCCACAUUUCGUGCGAGUGGCCAAAACCCUGACCUACAUGCUGUACAUGAUCCACAUCACAGCCGCCCUCUACUAUGCCUACAGUGACUACCAGGGACUGGGCAAGAACCGCUGGGUCUUCAGUGGCAAGGGACAUCCUUAUGUUCGGUGCUUCGCCUUCGCCACCAAAACGGCCACCUCCAUAGGGAAGAAUCCGAAGCCGGAGCGACUGGGAGAGUACGUCUUCAUGACUGUGGCCUGGCUGAUGGGGGUUUUUGUCUUCGCCUUGCUGAUCGGACAGAUCCGGGACAUCAUCUCCACGGCCACGCGAAAUAAGCAUGAGUACCGCCAGCUGGAGGACGAGACCUUGGAGUACAUGAGACGCCUCAAUCUCUCCCAGGAGGUGCAGUCCAGGGUGAAGAUGUGGUUUCAGUUUACCUGGGAGCAGCAGAGAACUUUGGAUGAAUCGAACAUCCUGGAUGCUUUACCCAUAAACCUAAAAACCGACAUCGCCAUCUCCGUGCACAUCCAAACCCUCUCCAAGGUCCAACUCUUUGCUGAUUGCGAGGAGGCUUUGCUCCGGGAUCUGGUCCUGAAACUGAGAGCCGUCACCUUCCUUCCCGGAGACUUUGUUUGCCGGAAAGGAGAGGUGGGACGAGAGAUGUACAUCGUGAAGCUGGGCCAAGUGCAGGUAAUGGGUGGCCCCGGCAGCGACGUGGUUCUAGCCACUCUCACCGAAGGCUCUGUUUUCGGGGAAAUCAGUCUGCUGGGCAUUAAUGGAGCCGAUCGCCGGACCGCGGAUGUACGUUCCAAGGGCUACUCCAACCUGUUCGUACUGUCCAAGUCCGACUUGAACGAGGUCAUCGCCUACUAUCCCAACGCCCAGGCCAUUCUGAAGAAGAGGGCGCGUCAGCUCAUGAGAAAGAAUGCGGCUAGGGAGCGGGAGGAGGAACGAGAGCGCGCACGCAGUGCCCUUCAGGCGGAUGUGGUGAUUGGGAAUCCCAAGACCCCGGAGACCCCACCGAAGUUGCUACAGACGGUCAUUCAGGCGCUUCCCUAUGAAUCACCCGCCGUGGUGCUCAUUACCCGUGGUUCCAAGCGUUUGCGGCGCAAGCGUCAGUCCCUUCAGAUGGAGACCAUUGUGGAGCCCAAGAUGGAAGUCAGUGGCGUCGCUGAGUCGACCCAGGAGCAACGGAAUUUGAAGCCUGGACGAUGUUCGCCCGACUUACUCUCCUCCAUCCAACAGGAGCUGAAGUCCAAGCACAAGUUCAUCAACCUCACGGACUCCGAGAAGGCUUUGAUCAGCCAGUCGGCCAACAAUUCGCUGGAGGACAUGCAGGUGGUGGAUCUCUAAGAUUAUAUAGCCAAUUCAAACGCAUUUUUAUCUAAGUGUUGUAACAAAAAGUAUUCUGCGAUAUAUAAACUCUGUGUGCGUAACAA
Drosophila ananassae is the source of this 3339-nucleotide messenger RNA. RefSeq names its product cyclic nucleotide-gated channel rod photoreceptor subunit alpha (gene CngB). The record is from RefSeq and is a predicted model, not a curated record. Gene Ontology annotation, cellular component: intracellular cyclic nucleotide activated cation channel complex; plasma membrane. Gene Ontology annotation, molecular function: cGMP binding; intracellularly cGMP-activated cation channel activity; intracellularly cAMP-activated cation channel activity. The transcript is spliced from 6 exons. Gene Ontology annotation, biological process: monoatomic cation transmembrane transport. Bases 170 to 3253 code for a protein of 1027 amino acids. NCBI's taxonomy places the organism in Eukaryota, Metazoa, Arthropoda, Insecta, Diptera, Drosophilidae.